UCUGUUCCCCUUUUUCUCUGUGAAUCCUUACCUUGCAGAGGAAAUAAAAGCAGCCAUGGCAUUUACCACAAAAAGGAUGAGCAGUGGAGGCUCCGGGAUGAGCAUGAGUAGCUUCAGUAGUAGUGGUGGUGGUGGUGGUGGCGGCGGCGGCGGUGGCCGAUCUUACUCCUCAAGAUCGAUGGUUGUCAGAUCAGGACCGAGGAUGUCAUCCGGCAUGUCAAUGAGCAAGCAAAGCAUCGGUGGUGGUGGCGGCUACGGUUUUGCCUCUGGUGGUGGAGGUGGUUUCAGUAGUGGAAGUAGUUUCGGUGGUGGUGGUGGUGGUGGUGGUGGUUUCGGCGGUGGUUACGGGCGGCGGUGGUUUGCCAGCGGCGGCGGCGGUGGUUUCGGGGCGGCGGCGGUGGUUUGGGGCGGCGGCGCGGGCGGCGGCGGUGGUUUCGGUGGAUGCAUGAUCGCACCCAUCACAGCCGUCCAGUGCAACCAGAGCCUGCUGUCCCCCGUGAACAUUGAUAUCGACCCCAACAUCCAGACCGUCCGAACCCAUGAGAAAGAGCAGAUCAAGACUCUAAACAACCGCUUCGCCAGCUUCAUUGACAAGGUUCGCUUCCUGGAGCAGCAGAACAAGAUGCUUGAGACCAAGUGGAGCCUGCUGCAGGAUCAGACCACCACCCGCUCCAACAUUGACGCCAUGUUUGAGGCCUACAUCGCCAAUCUGCGCAGGCAGCUGGAUGGGCUCGGCAACGAGAAGGUCAAGCUGGAGGGAGAGCUGAGGAACAUGCAGGGCCUGGUGGAGGACUUCAAGUGCAAAUAUGAAGAUGAAAUCAACAAGCGUGCCAGCGUGGAGAACGAGUUUGUGCUUCUCAAAAAGGAUGUAGAUGGCGCCUACAUGAACAAGGUUGAGCUGGAGGCCAAGGUCGACUCCCUUCAAGAUGAGAUCAACUUCCUCAGAGCCGUCUUUGAGGCGGAACUGCGUGAGCUCCAGGGACAGAUCAAGGACACCUCAGUCAUUGUGGAGAUGGACAACAGCCGUAACCUGGACAUGGACUCCAUUGUGGCUGAAGUCAAGGCUCAGUAUGAGACCAUCGCCAAUGCUAACCGUGCAGAGACUGAGCAGUGGUAUCAGCAGAGGUUCCAGGAGAUGCAGACCAAUGCAGGCCAGGCCGGAGAUGACCUCCGCAGUUCCAAGAGUGAGAUUGCUGAGCUCAACCGCAUGAUUAGCCGCCUCCAGAAUGAGAUUGAGGCAGUCAAGGGACAGCGCGUCAACCUGGAGGCCCAGAUCGCUGAGGCAGAGGAGCGCGGUGAGCUGGCCGUUAAAGACGCCAAGGCCCGCAUCAGGGAUCUGGAAGAUGCCCUGCAGAGAGCCAAACAGGACAUGACCCGCCAAGUCCGCGAAUACCAGGACCUGAUGAACAUCAAGCUGGCUCUGGACAUUGAGAUCGCCACCUACAGGAAACUGCUGGAAGGAGAGGAAUUAAGAAUCAACACUGGCGGUGGAUCUGCAACCAUCCACAUUCAGAGCUCAAGCUCCGGUGGAGGCGGAGGCGGAGGCGGCGGCUAUGGCGGCGGUGCCGGUGGCGGCGGUUUUGGCCUCGGCUUUGGCGGCGGUGCCGGUGGCGGCUAUAGCAGCGGCGGUGGCAGCAGCUUUAGCGCCGGUGGCAGCAGCUUUAGCAGCGGCGGCGGCUAUGGAGGCAGCAUGUCAGGGGGAGGCUAUGGAGGAGGCGUGAGCAUGGGUGGCGGCGGCGGCGCCAUCAUUUCAAAAAUGAGCAGCAGCAGCAGCAGCUCACAACGCCGUUUUUAAAAACAGCAGCCGUCUUUCUCUCCAUUCUUCUUCUACCCUCAUUUUGUUCUCCUCCUCAUGUUCCCCUCCCUCUCUCCCUGACGACCACUUAAAAAGCCUCCAAAUAUCCCCAUCACCAUACUCCCUGGAGACGUGACAGCCUCAGAAAAAUCUGCAUCUGACCAUUACCAGCAGGCAGAUCCACAUAAUGAAACAGCUAUCUGUUUUGUUUUUUUACUGGGUUGCUGCUCCCUCUUUCGCACCACAAAACUUAAGAGAGUCAAGGCAGAGGCAGCGUAAUUAGUAGACCACGAACAAAGAGCAGCAGAAAUGUGAGUCAGCCCUCUCUUCCUUAGAUCAGUUCAGUUAGCCUGGCUGUCUUUUGGUUGCUGGAUCCGCUGUCAUGCAGACAAGAGGAUACUUGUAGUGUCAUGACAGAGAAUCCUCAAAAGGCAACAAUACUUGCACACAAAAUACCAACAGCAGUUCUUGGAUUUGCACUGAAGGAGGUCAGGAUGUUGAUGUUCUUGCAGUUAUGAAGCACACAUGGCAUAACUCCUCUUCUCUGAAAUGUCUAUUCUGUUGUCUCACAUGUCAUUUUGUUGUACAUUUCGAUAUCACCAAAGCAGCCACAUAUAACAUUCUCCUAUUUGUUUGGGAGCCUCUUUUCUGGGAGAACCAGAUUUAUUAUGAACGUGUAC
Messenger RNA from Anoplopoma fimbria (sablefish), 2475 nucleotides. RefSeq names its product keratin, type II cytoskeletal 8-like. Gene Ontology annotation, cellular component: keratin filament. Gene Ontology annotation, molecular function: structural constituent of skin epidermis. The record is from RefSeq and is a predicted model, not a curated record. Gene Ontology annotation, biological process: intermediate filament organization; keratinization. NCBI's taxonomy places the organism in Eukaryota, Metazoa, Chordata, Actinopteri, Perciformes, Anoplopomatidae.